CUUCUAACAAAAGUAAACUUUUAAAUAAAGAUAGGUGCCACAUUAAAGAAUUUGGUGAAGCUCAUCAAGUUAAUAGUUUUGAUCAUUCUGCUUUUUCUGAAACAAAGCCGUCAACACCAGUUCAAAAGAAGUCGUUCUGCAGUCCAAAUAAAAAGAAAACUUCUUUUUCUAACUUAAAGAUUGCAAAGAAAGCUGAGCAGGCUCGUAUUGUUAAAGAUAAAUUUGGCAUCUUGAAUACUGAUAAACAUAAAGAUAAUCCUAAUGUUGAGCCUUUGAAAGCUUACAAUUCACUUAUAAAAUCUUUUAACAGUAAAAAAGGAUCUCUUAAGCCCGCACACUCCAAUUUUUUGCAAGACACCGAUUUUUCUUCUGAAUCCUUUUCCAACUCUGAUCCUUGCGAUUAUUCUAUAGAAGAUCAACUAAUUACUACAAACAUUACAAAUAAAUUGGAUGACUUGGAGCAUAGCGGGGAUGAAGAAAUCGAAUUAGAAAACUCUGAAGACGUUAAUGAAUUUGAUUUAACUUUGACUGCAAGAAGCGAUUAUUUUAAAGUUCAUUUUGAAGAUCGGCUCGCUGAAGUUCUUAAGGAAAUUUCAGCGUCGUUCUUCACAAUUUCGAAGCCCCUUUUCGAUUCUGAUCUUAAGGCUAUAAUUUCCUUGCCUGAAGAUCGCUUUUUUUCUUUAGUGAAUCCAAUUAUAAACAUUCAUGAUAAAUUAUACAAACGAUGGCAAUUUCUUAAUUCUAAACUGUUAAAAUCCAACGAUACCAAGCAAACCGCUGAGAUUCGCGGCGAAGAGGAUCUUAGUUUUAAAGAAUUUAGCAGAAUUCAGUUUUGCCUCGCUUCCAGCAUUCUUAAGUAUCGCGAUUGUGGAUUUUUUGAUAGAAACAUGAAUAACGAUGAUGACGUUAUUAAUUUGUAUUGUCUUCACGUGAGCAACCAUAUUUUGAGGAAUCGGUCUAUAAUAAUUAAAAAUAAUCAGCGAAUUAAAAAGAAUUCCGAAAAAGGCGACUUUUGUGAGAUUCGCGAUCAAGGCUUCACGAGGCCUCAAGUUCUCAUCGUUUUGCCCAUGCGCAAUGCUGCAUGCAGAGUUGUGAAUGUUUUGCUCGACUUACUCGCUUCGGAUUCGAAUUUUAUCGUUCGAAACAAAAAAAGGUUUUUUGAAGAUUUUCAUGAAAAAGUGGAUCACGCUGGUGAAAAACCGGCGGAUUACAAUUUUUUAUUUGACGGAAACAAAGACGACUGUUUUUUGUUUGGCAUCUCUUUGAGGAGAAAGUCUUUGACUCUCUACGCCAAUUGCUACAAGUCCGACAUCAUUAUCGCAUCGCCGUUGGGAAUCAGGACGGCCACCGCUCGAAAAGCUGACGGGUCUUUCAAGGCCGAUUAUGAUUUUUUAUCUUCUAUUGAAAUUCUUGUAUUGGACUUAAGCGAUGUUUACUUAAUGCAAAAUUGGGCUCAUGUCAAAAUUUUGUUUGAGUGCGUUAAUCAGCUCCCCAAAGAAACAAGGGAGACCGAUUUUUCGCGAAUUAAGCAUUACUUUUUAAAUAACCUCGCAACGAAGUAUCGUCAAACAUUGAUCUUUUCAAGAUUUAUUACUCCUGAAAUUAAUAAUUUAUUUAAUCGUGUUGAUAAUUAUGCUGGAAAAAUAAAACUUAUUCCUCACUACCCCGAGGGAAGUAUAUGCCACGUUGUGAAUCGAGUCCAACAAAUUUUCCGGCGAUUUUCUUGCGAAGAUCACACAUGCUUGAGUGAUCAACGUUUCAGCUUAUUUAUUAACGAGGCUUUUAUUUAUUUUUAGGGGCCCCUUUUCUCGCGGUACCUGAAGUCUUCUUGUAGGUUUUAGGAGAAUUCCGCGAUGCACUGCACCAGAAGACGUGUCUUUUUGUGUCUUCUUAUUUCGACUUCGUUCGUUUAAGAAAUUAUUUUGCUCAAAACUCCAUCUCGCACGUCUUCGCUUGCGAGUACAGUAAAGAAAGUGCCAUUUCUCGCUGCCGAUCAAAAUUUGUGCAUGGAGAUGCGCACUUUCUUAUCUACACGGAAAGACUUUAUUUUUAUAAGAGGCGGAAAUUGAAAGGUGCUAAGCAUCUCAUAUUUUAUGAACUUCCUCUAUACGAACACUUUUACUCUGAACUUAUUAACUAUUUGGAAUUUGAUUCCUCUACAUCCUGCACUGUACUGUACUCUACUUAUGAUUCACUGCGGUUGGAGAGAAUACUGGGCUCUGAACGGUCCCGAAAAUUACUACAAUCUACGAAGUCUACCC
Messenger RNA from Zophobas morio, 2261 nucleotides. RefSeq lists its product as uncharacterized. Gene Ontology annotation, biological process: maturation of SSU-rRNA from tricistronic rRNA transcript (SSU-rRNA, 5.8S rRNA, LSU-rRNA). The transcript has 21 exons. The record is from RefSeq and is a predicted model, not a curated record. Bases 888 to 1796 code for a protein of 302 amino acids. Gene Ontology annotation, cellular component: small-subunit processome; nucleolus. Lineage: Eukaryota; Metazoa; Arthropoda; Insecta; Coleoptera; Tenebrionidae. Gene Ontology annotation, molecular function: rRNA binding; U3 snoRNA binding.